This is a messenger RNA of Drosophila innubila, 960 nucleotides long. RefSeq lists its product as uncharacterized. NCBI's taxonomy places the organism in Eukaryota, Metazoa, Arthropoda, Insecta, Diptera, Drosophilidae. The record is from RefSeq and is a predicted model, not a curated record.
AUGAAGUGUCAAGUAUCCUUGGUAGUGCUGCUCAUCAGCCUCGUCUGCGUGUCGCUGGCCGAGAGGCCCUCCCACAUGCUGAAGGCACGUCGCAGCUCCUACAUCAAUGAACCUGUCCUAGCUAGGUCCAAUGAUGCCGUUGUAGCUGCAGCCCUGGAUCAGAAUGCCGAGCAGGUGCCAGUUGCUGGAUCAGGUGGCGGUGUCGGUGUCGGAGCGAAUGGCAACAAAGAUGCUUCCAGUGGACGUCUGUUUUUGAAGAAGUUCCUCACGUUCAAGAACAUGUUUGGUAGCAACAACCAGCCGGUGAUACCUAUUAUUAUAACGAGUCCUGGCACCACCACUGCAGCAACCACCCCAUCCGUAACUACAGUAACCUCAACUGGUACCAUACCAUCGGCAACUGGAACAGUGACUAAUACACCAGCGUCAGCGACUUCCGCCACUACCCCCAGUUCCCCCACUACCCCCACAGGCCGUGUAUAUAAUAAUGAGCAGGAGGACAAUCAGAUGGCCGAUGAUGAAGACGAGGAGCAAAUGCAGCCAGCCGGUGGCGUUGCCAUGGCAGCUAACGCUGAGCUACUCGAUGAGCAGGCCAUGCAGGCGGCACUCGCUGCCGGCGCCCAGGAAUAUGAGGUAUUCACCGAUGGUGAUCAAGCGGACGAGAGCAAGGCCAGCCAGAACAAUCACAUCAAUUUGCGUCGGGGAGGACGUCGUGGUCAGUCGCAGGUGAUCAGUGUGCGUAUUCCACCACGUUAUCGUCGCUAUUUCAAGAAUGGACAGAAGGUCAUGCUCAACACCAAGAGCCGGCCCAACAAGCGUCGUGUGAUUAGGAAGCGUGUCCAGAACAAUAACAAGAGAUUCAACAAUCGUCGUCGCGGUGGCAAGAACAAGAACAAAAAGAACAAGGGCAAAGGCAAGAACAAGAACAAGAACAAGCGUCCACGCAUCCCAUUUGUCUAA